Molecule: messenger RNA, 1842 nt
Organism: Periconia digitata
Lineage: Eukaryota; Fungi; Ascomycota; Dothideomycetes; Pleosporales; Periconiaceae
Source: the annotation of a GenBank genome assembly
ACAUCGAGGAAAGGACUUGAAAAGAGGAGGAGGAACGAAAGCAAUUGCUCGCAACAAGUGAAAAACUACCUAGGUAGGUACGCUACCAUCCGUCCACUUCACGCCAAACACCAAAACUUCCACCGCUACAUCUAUUGCUCAUCGAGAAAGCCGGGGAAGAAAAAAGUCCCUGCCACGAAAAUUCAAAACACGGUCACAAUGCUCGACCUCGCCCUCCUUUCAAAACUCCUCCCCUUUCUCCUCGCCCUGCACUUCCUCUACAAACACACAUCCAACCCCCUGCGCCUGAUCCCUGCCGCUCAUCCCCUCGCACCCUGGACUUCUCUCUGGAUAUCCUAUAUCCGUUGGAGCGGCCGCGAGAAUCGGACUCUCAAAGAAGCGCAUGAGAGAUUGGGUGCUGUUGUGUGCUUGGGCCCUGGAGAGGUUAGUGUGAAUUGUGUGGCGGGUGGGAUUCGGGAGAUUUAUGCUGGAGGGUUCGAAAAAGGCAUUGAGGAGGGGCAGAGAGGAUUCAAUUGGUAUGGGUUCUUUGCGAAUUAUGGAGGAGUAGACAACAUGUUCUCAAUGGGUCCAAAUAAACCUCACUCAGCACGCAAACGCAUGAUCAGCAACAUCUACAGCAAAUCCGUCAUAAUCACCUCCCCAGCUCUCCUAACCCAGACGAUUUCCAUCCUAAAGAGUCGUUUUCUUCCUAUUCUCUCCUCUCGCUCCGCGUUCAGUAAAGGCGACGAUCCCACCGUUGUAAACAUCAUACCGAUCUUGAAUGCCGCAACUAUGGAUAUAGUAACGGCUUACAUAUUCGGACUGAAAUCGAGCUCGAAUCUGCUUAACAACCCUAAGGAUCUCACUUGGUUUCUUGAUCUAUACAACUCUCGUCGCUCGUUCAAUUUCUGGCCGCAGGAGUAUCCGAAGUUGACAUCGUGGAUACGGCGGUGGACUGGGUAUCGGCUCGUGCCGCAAUGGGUCGAUGCGGCUAACGCAGAGAUCGAGAAAUGGACCAUGGGUAUGUGCAAGCGUGCGGGUAGUCUAGCACUUCAGCAGCAAACCUACGGUAUAAAUGUCGAAGAUUCACCGUCGGUACUACAACAGCUCUCUUCCUCGCUCUUGAAGCAAUCUCUCAAAGACAAACCCGCCCCAACAGCAGACCCAGCAGCCAACGCAAGAGAAAUGCAGAAAAUGGCCAGGACCCUCGAACUCACCACCGCAAGCGAAGUCUUAGACCACCUCGCAGCAGGCUUUGACACUUCCAGUAUAACCUUAACGUAUGCUGUCCACGAACUCUCCCAGAACCAGGAUAUACAAUCCCAACUCCGCCGCGAACUCCAAGCUCUCACUCCAUCUUCAACACGCCUACCUGACCCCAAAACUCUCGACGCAGCACCUUUCCUUCAUGCCGUCGUCUACGAAACGCUGCGUCUGCACUCCGCUAUCCCCGGUCCCCAACCCCGCGUCACACCCACCCAUGGAUGCAAACUCGGUAGCGGGGCAAGCGAGUUCUACGUACCAGGAGGAGUGCGUGUGAGCGCGAGCGCAGGCCUGUUACACAUGAAUGAAGAUGUAUACGAACAAGCCGACGAGUGGCGACCAGAACGAUGGAUAGAUCUGCACAAACUCAGCGAAGAGAAGCGAAAGGACAUGGAGAGUCGAUGGUUCUGGGCUUUUGGGAGCGGCGGCCGCAUGUGCGUAGGAAGCCACCUCGCCAUCUACCAAAUGAAAUACAUCUUAUACACACUGUACUCCACAUUCUCCACCUCCAUCGUCGAUGAUACAAACAUCGAGCAGACGGACGCGUAUACAGCACCGCCGGGCACCGAUGAGCUUUGGAUUAAACUCGAGAGGCUAUGA